GAUCUAUCUAGAUAGUGAAUUGCUCCUCGUUCUUUCACUCUUACUGCAAACCUCGUUCAUUACUGUGUUCCUCAGGUAUCAAUUGGCCAAUACUGUCCUUAACGCAUCACAGAUUUGGCUUCACUGCCAUAGAGCCAAUUCACCAAAUAAACUCCGCUCAACACCCGCAGCCGGCCGAUUUAUCCUCUGCACGAGCAUAGAAGUGACGAAUUGACGAAUUGACCGCGCGAACUGACCCCUUCUAUCUGUACUGGAGGAUACCUCGGAGACUGCAUAUAUAUCGUUCAAUAUAUUGCGAAAACCAUGUUUCUUUGAGCUGAAAACGCGAACCGCUUAUCCCCGCAACGCCUACCGAAACCUCGCGCGCGAGAAGAUCUGCCUUUACUGCGUAUAAUUAUAUGAUGGCAUCUCCUUUCAGGUGUUCGGGUGUGACUGCCCCUAUGCGCCUUCACUGUAAUCUGAGGGAAGCAGGGGGUAAGGCCCCAUUGCGCUUGGGAAGACAUUUUGCCGCCAGAAACCUCGCACCUGUGUCUACGUCGUUUAUCUCCAAAGCCCCGAUGAUGGCCAGUGCAUGCCACCUUCGAGUCUCUCAACAACCUUGGAGGCUACAUGCAAUCUCCAGGAGGCUGCUAAUCAGGGAAUACAAGUCGGCUACCUCGUCACAGUCCCCCACUCCUGCCUCCCUCCCCGUCACAGAAAAGGAAGAAUCGCCUGUUGUACAGUACGUGCCACCGCAGACUGGCUUGCUCGCCUAUUUGCCCAAAUCAUGGGUACCUUACGCUGAGCUUGUGCGUCUGGACAAACCAACCGGAACAUAUUACCUCUUCUUCCCUUGCCUAUUCUCGACUCUUCUCGCGGCGCCAAUGGCAACGCCGAUGGCUACACCGACGGACGUGAUCACGACAACAGCUCUAUUCUUCAGUGGUGCUUUGAUUAUGAGAGGGGCUGGAUGCGCUAUCAACGAUCUAUGGGACAGGAAUCUAGACCCCAAAGUCGAGAGGACGAAAUUGCGGCCCAUUGCUCGAGGAGCGCUGACUCCCGAAAGAGCCAUCAUCUUUACCGGAACGCAGUUACUAGCAGGUCUCGGUAUCCUUCUUCAAUUCCCCACGCAAUGCUUAUGGUAUGGCAUACCAAGCUUGCUCCUCGUUUCAACAUACCCGCUCGCCAAGCGGGUGACCAAUUACCCGCAGUUUGUCCUGGGGCUUACCUUCUCGUGGGGUGCGAUCAUGGGGUUCCCGGCCCUUGGAGUUGACCUUCUCUCGAAUCCCAGUGCCUUGCAGACAGCAGCCGCCCUGUAUGCCAGCUGCAUUUCCUGGACAGUUUUGUAUGAUAUGAUCUACGCACAUAUGGACAUUAAAGACGAUGUGGCAGCUGGUAUUAAAUCUAUUGCGCUACGCCACGAGCACAAUACGAAGACUGUGCUAUCUGGCCUAGCCGUCGCACAGGUGUCCCUCCUUGCUGCAGCAGGUUUGGCAGCAGGAGCGGGCCCUAUCUAUUUCCUCGGCACAUGCGGUAGUGCGGCUCUCACCCUCGGUGUGAUGAUCUCACGGGUCCAGCUGAAAGACGUGAAGAAUUGUUGGUGGUGGUUCAAGAAUGGAUGUUGGUUUACCGGUGGUGGAAUCACAUUAGGGUUGUUGGGUGACUACGUCGCACGGCUUCUGGGACUCUAUGAUGAAGAGACGAAGUCCAACUCUGAACUUGCAUGAAGCCGCUAAAUUUUGGACCAGGGUCUUUUGUGGCAGCUUUGUCGAUCUGCAGGCCUCGCUCACGUGUAUCAGUAUUUAGUAGGAGAUGGAGUAUGUAUAGAUAGAUAGAUUUAAGUUUAUCAGGAUCCCAAAUGCAACCGCCAAUUUCGAUAUCAGCAG
Paecilomyces variotii is the source of this 1865-nucleotide messenger RNA. Its product is annotated as UbiA prenyltransferase family-domain-containing protein. Lineage: Eukaryota; Fungi; Ascomycota; Eurotiomycetes; Eurotiales; Thermoascaceae. The coding region runs from base 399 to 1706 and encodes 435 amino acids. Gene Ontology annotation, biological process: ubiquinone biosynthetic process. Gene Ontology annotation, molecular function: 4-hydroxybenzoate polyprenyltransferase activity. Gene Ontology annotation, cellular component: mitochondrial inner membrane. The record is from RefSeq and is a predicted model, not a curated record. The transcript has a single exon.